Penicillium vulpinum is the source of this 462-nucleotide messenger RNA. RefSeq lists its product as uncharacterized. Gene Ontology annotation, molecular function: oxidoreductase activity. Lineage: Eukaryota; Fungi; Ascomycota; Eurotiomycetes; Eurotiales; Aspergillaceae. Gene Ontology annotation, cellular component: mitochondrion. The record is from RefSeq and is a predicted model, not a curated record. Bases 1 to 462 code for a protein of 153 amino acids. The transcript has 4 exons.
AUGUUCCGCUUCUCCGCAACCCCGCCAACUAACACACAACAGAGCAAAACCCUCGACCCCAUCACCCUCUUCCACUCCCCCGCCAUCAAAGCAUCAACUCGAACCCUCAACCUUCUCAAACAAGCUUCCGCGACCGCCAGCGAAACUGCCACAGAAGACCAGGCUAGCGACCACUCCACUCACUCAAAGAAACAGCGCGGCGAGUUCGAGCUGGAGCUUCGCAGUAUCCUCGACUACAUCUCGCCCAUCAACGGUGCCGGUGGGCAGGGUGAGAAGGUGUCAUAUAGUGUCUCGGAGCUGGUAAAGGGCGCCCGCGAUGCAGAGGACGCGCUGAAGAAGUUCAAGGAGGAUAACGAGAACUUCGUGAGGCCUAUUACCGUUGACUGGGUCAAUGGCCGUGCUGUCAUUGGAGACAACGAGUCCGAGAUCCUGCGCAUGGUGCGCCAGCUUCCUGAAAACUAA